Stereum hirsutum FP-91666 SS1 is the source of this 2647-nucleotide messenger RNA. RefSeq names its product NADPH-dependent cytochrome P450 oxidoreductase. The transcript is spliced from 4 exons. NCBI's taxonomy places the organism in Eukaryota, Fungi, Basidiomycota, Agaricomycetes, Russulales, Stereaceae. The coding region runs from base 100 to 2301 and encodes 733 amino acids. Gene Ontology annotation, cellular component: cytosol. The record is from RefSeq and is a predicted model, not a curated record. Gene Ontology annotation, molecular function: FMN binding; flavin adenine dinucleotide binding; NADPH-hemoprotein reductase activity.
CCCGCCAUCAUCAUCUCCCCCACCGCCAUCCCUCUUUUUAUUCUCCUUUCUCUUUCUCUAGACAGGCCGCACCUUUUUGCGCGCUCCUAGCCGUCUACCAUGGCCAUCUCCUCCACGUCUGACGUGGCCGUCCUCGUCCUCGGCGUCGGUCUCGCUGCUCUCUUCCUCUUCCGCGACCAGAUCUUCUCGGGCUCUGGCGCAAAGACCGUCGCACCUCCCGUCAAACAACAGAAUGGCGGCGGCGACCCCAGAAACUUCAUUGAGAAGAUGAAGGCCGGUAAGAAGCGCCUCGUCAUCUUUUACGGUUCGCAAACGGGUACGGCGGAGGAGUACGCCAUUCGCAUCGCCAAGGAGGCAAAGUCAAAGUUCGGUCUCGCCUCCCUCGUUUGCGACCCUGAGGACUAUGACUUUGAGAAUCUCGACCAAGUUCCCGAAGACUGCGCCGCCAUCUUCGUCAUGGCCACCUACGGUGAGGGUGAGCCCACCGACAAUGCCGGCCAGCUCAUGCAGAACCUUGCCGAUGAAUCCUUCGAGUUCUCCAACGGCGAACACAAACUUCCCGGUCUCAAAUACGUCGUCUUCGGUCUCGGAAACAGGACCUACGAGCACUACAAUGUCAUCUCCAGGCAGGUCGACGACCAUCUCACCAAGAUGGGUGCUACCCGGAUCGGUGAGCGCGGUGAGGGUGACGACGACAAAUCUAUGGAGGAGGACUACCUGGAGUGGAAGGACGGCAUGUGGGAGGCAUUCGCCAAGGUCAUGGGCGUCGAGGAAGGCCAGGGAAGUGACAGUGCUGACUUCGUUGUCUCCGAGUUGGAAGAAUCCGUCCCCGAAAAGGUUUACCGCGGUGAACUGUCUGCUCGUGCUUUGACCAGAUCUAAGGGCAUCCACGACGCCAAGAACCCGUAUGCUGCACCCAUCGCCGACGCUCACGAGCUCUUCCAGAGUCCACAGGACCGCAAUUGCGUUCACAUCGAGCUCAACAUCGAAGGCUCCGGCAUCACUUACCAACACGGUGACCACGUUGGUGUCUGGCCAUCAAACCCCGAUGUUGAAGUCGACCGUCUCCUCUGUGCUCUCGGUCUCCACGACAAGGCCGACGCCGUCAUCGGUAUCGAAUCACUCGACCCUGCUCUUGCCAAGGUACCUUUCCCGGUCCCAACGACCUACGCUACCGUCCUCCGCCACUACAUCGACAUCAGCGCCGUCGCCGGUCGUCAGAUCCUCGGUGCUUUCGCUAAAUACGCUCCUACUCCCGAGGCCGAGGCAUACCUCCGCAAGCUCAACCAGUCCAAGGAAGAAUACGCCGCUGUCGUCGCCGAUGGUUGUCUCAAGAUUGGUGAAGUCCUUCAACUCGCUGCUGGCAACGACAUCUCCGUCGCACCAACCCCCGAAAACACCACCGCUUGGGCCGUUCCUUUCGACAUCAUCGUCUCCGCCAUCUCCCGUCUCCAGCCCCGCUACUACUCCAUCUCGUCUAGUCCCAAGCUCAAUCCGAACUCGAUUCACGUCACUUGCGUCGUGCUCAAGUACGAGUCUGCUGGAGACCGUGUCCCGCAGCGCUUCGUUUACGGUGUUGGCUCGAACUACUUGCUUAACCUGAAAUUCGCCACAAACGGCAGCUUGGACAACGCGCCUUUGGUUAGCGACGGCGGUGCUAACAAGCCUGCCGCUGUCUCUGGUCCCUCGUACGCGAUUGAGGGUCCACGUGGGGCGCACCGGGACGGUUCCAUCUACAAGGUUCCCAUUCACGUUCGCCGCUCGACUUUCAGGCUCCCGACCAACCCGAAGAGCCCUAUCAUCAUGAUUGGUCCUGGUACCGGCGUUGCUCCUUUCCGUGGCUUCGUUCAAGAGCGUGUUGCCCUUGCCCGCCGCACAAUCGAGAAGAAUGGCGCUGACGCCAUCAACGACUGGGGUAACAUCUCGCUGUUCUACGGCUGCCGUCGCUCGACGGAAGACUUCCUGUACAGCGACGAAUGGCCGCAAUACACCGAGGAGCUCAAGGGCAAGUUCAAGCUGCACUGUGCCUUCUCCCGCGAGCCCCCGUACAAACCCGACGGCAGCAAGAUCUAUGUCCAGGACCUCAUCUGGCAGGAGCGCGCCCAGGUCGCGGACGCGAUUUUGACCGGAAAGGGAUACGUGUACAUUUGCGGUGACGCGAAGAGCAUGAGCAAGGCCGUCGAAGAGACCCUUGCGAAGAUCUUGGGUGAGGCGAAGGGCGGUAGCGCUGAGGUCGAGGGUGCGGCGGAGUUGAAGUUGAUGAAGGAGAGGUCACGGUUGAUGCUGGAUGUCUGGAGUUAGAUGGGUUCGACACGCUAUUACUUUCCACACAUACAUGUGGGGAGUAGGAAUACUAGCUGGAAGCAUGUCUUAUUUAUGACUUUCACUCCCCUUUUUUCUUCCUUUGCUUUUUCUACUCUUUGCAUCUCUCAUCUUUUUCCUCUCGUCUACUCUCUCCAUCGCACUUCCCUCUUUGUUGUCGUUGACCCCUCACACUUUUUGGAGUACGGUAUCUUUUCUCAGUGCAUAGCUCGCGAGUCCCGCUACCGCAGGUGCGGUCCCCCUCUCAUUACAGUUACGAUUUUAGGGCAUGACUGUUGCUCCAGAGGAGUGCUGUAUAUAUGGAAUAGAACAUAGUAGACAUGCA